Messenger RNA from Aegilops tauschii subsp. strangulata, 390 nucleotides. The record is from RefSeq and is a predicted model, not a curated record. Lineage: Eukaryota; Viridiplantae; Streptophyta; Magnoliopsida; Poales; Poaceae.
AUGGCGUCGCCUUCACCUUCGUUCCUCCUCCAGCUGGUCCGGUACGUGUGGUCCCUCCCGAGCCAGUUCAUGGGGGCGACGGCGAGGGCGCUUCCAGCCUCGAGGGAAGGCGCCGGUGCGGCGAUCCGUCCGUCAUUCGCCGCCCCCGCGCCGCAGCGGCCAGGCGCGCCGGCAGAGGGCGCCGGCGGCCAGGGUGGGAUCAUCCAUGAGGCUUCUCCCGUCCCGCUAGAGCUGAUGCAUGUGGCGGCAAGGGCGGCGCCUCCGAUGCAAGGCGCUGGCGGCAACAGGACCCAUCCGCGCACGGCCAGACUUAUGGGGCCACAGCGGCCCGGGGCGCCGAAAGAAGGCGCCGGCGGCCGCGGCGGGAUCAUCCACGCGGCUUCCUCUUGA